GCGCCUGGAAUGCGGUAGCAGCUGACGGGGAAGAGGCGGGACUUGUAUUUUAAAGCUUUGACGUCAGAGACGGCUGUUUUGCGCUUGUGCUACUUGGUCAACCGGCUGCUCUGUGGAACCGGGGCCCCGGGUUUUGAUUGAGACGGACCGCGCGAGCACAAACAGAUGUGUUACAUGAAACUGUUACACGUAUGAUCAGCCACCUUUGCUGCCAACUAACCUGGGACUUUAUGAAGAUUCCUUUUAGGUAACUAACUGGCCAAAAAGAACCAGCAACCAUGGUGCAGAAAUACCAGUCGCCCGUCCGUGUGUAUAAAUACAGCUUUGAGAUGAUUAUGGCUGCAUAUGAGCGGCGUUUCCCCACUUGUCCCCUUAUCCCCAUGUUUGUUGGCAGUGACAUAAUGAACGAGUACAAGAGCGAGGAUGGAGCAGUACAUAUCGUUGAGAGGCGCUGCAAGCUGGAUGUGGACGCUCCGCGUCUCUUGAAGAAAAUUGCUGGCGUGGAUUAUGUUUACUUUAUCCAGAAAAACUCUUUAAAUCGACAGGAGCGUACUCUGCACAUUGAGGCUUACAAUGAGACUUUCUCUAGCAGGAUUAUAGUUAAUGAGCACUGCUGUUACACUGUACACCCUGAUAAUGAAAACUGGACUUGCUUCGAACAGUCGGCCAGCCUGGACAUCAAGUCCUUCUUUGGAUUUGAGAGCACUGUGGAAAAAAUUGCAAUGAAGCAGUACACAACAAAUAUAAAAAAGGGUAAAGAAAUCAUUGAGUAUUACUUGAACCAUAUGGAGCAGGAGGGAAUCACCUCCAUGCCUCGCUGGACUCCAGAAAUCGCUCAGCAACAAGAAACCGAAACGGAUACCUCAGGCCGGGCCAUGUCUCCUCCUCAGAGCAUACCCACCAAAUCUGCCGAUGGGCCCAGCAGCAAGGAUGGCUUACCAUCCAGUCCCACUGCUGCAACCCAUGAAAUGAGCAGCACACCUGAUGACAAACUGGAUGCAGAUUAUAUUAAGCGUUACUUGGGAGAUCUCACCCCUCUGCAGGAAAGCUGCCUAAUCCGCCUGCGUCAGUGGCUACAGGAAACACACAAGGGCAAAAUUCCCAAAGACGAGCACAUUUUGAGAUUUUUGCGAGCACGGGACUUCAAUAUCGACAAAGCUCGAGAAAUCCUCUGCCAAUCCCUCACCUGGAGAAAGCAACACCAUGUGGAUUACCUGCUGAGCACAUGGGACCCUCCCCAGGUGUUGCAUGAUCAUUAUGCUGGAGGCUGGCACCACCAUGACCGAGAUGGCCGCCCACUGUACUUGUUGCGGCUUGGACAGAUGGAUACCAAGGGUCUGGUCAGAGCACUUGGGGAAGAAUCCCUCCUCCGACAUGUGCUGUCUAUCAACGAGGAAGGGCUGAGGCGUUGUGAAGAGAACACUAAAAUCUUUGGACGCCCCAUUAGCUCUUGGACCUGUCUAGUUGAUCUGGAAGGUCUAAACAUGAGGCAUCUGUGGAGGCCGGGAGUCAAAGCUUUGUUGCGCAUUAUUGAGGUGGUUGAAGCAAAUUACCCAGAGACCCUGGGUCGGUUACUGAUCCUGCGGGCUCCCAGAGUCUUCCCAGUGCUUUGGACUCUGGUCAGUCCCUUUAUUGAUGAGAAUACCAGAAAGAAAUUUCUUAUUUAUGCUGGGAAUGAUUACCAAGGCCCAGGCGGGCUGAUCGAUUACAUUGACAAAGAGGUCAUUCCUGACUUCCUGGGAGGGGAGUGUAUGUGUGAAGUUCCGGAGGGUGGACUGGUCCCCAAGGCCCUCUACAGGACUCCAGAGGAACUGGAGAACGAUGAUAUCCGAUUGUGGACAGAGACCAUAUAUCAAUCUGCCAGUGUAUUUAAAGGCUCACCACAUGAGAUGUUGAUUCAGAUAGUUGAUGCCUCCUCCGUCAUCACCUGGGAUUUUGAUGUGUGUAAAGGGGAUAUUGUGUUUAAUAUCUACCAUUCCAAACGGGCCCCCCAGGCGCCCAAGAGGGACACACUUGGAGCCCAUGGCAUCACAUCUCCCGUGGGCAACAAUGUGCAGCUGAUUGACAAGGCUUGGCAGUUGGGACGGGAUUACAGUAUGGUGGAGUCUCCGCUGAUCUGCAAGGAAGGAGAGAGUGUGCAGGGCUCCCAUGUGACCCGCUGGCCGGGUUUUUACAUCCUGCAGUGGAAGUUCCACAGUAUGGCAGCCUGCGCCAGCAGUAGUCUUCCUCGUGUGGAGGAUGUGCUCGCCUCCCUUCAAGUCUCCUCCCACAAGUGCAAAGUCAUGUAUUACACCGAGAUCAUUGGCUCAGAGGAUUUCAGGGGCUCCAUGACCAGCCUGGAAUCCAGCCAUAGUGGCUUCUCUCAGCUCAGCGCUGCCACCACCUCCUCCAGCCAGUCUCACUCCAGUUCCAUGGUUUCCAGAGAGCCCCUCCCUCUGUCUGAGUCAGCGAUCCCCUCUCUUGUUCACCCCCAAGACCUGAAGUCCAAUCCGGAUGGACUCCUCCGUCUUACCCCCUCCUUCUGGGGCCAGCACUUUUCUACUCUCUACACUCUCAGGCCCCCCCUCUUCCUGCGCUGGCCUCCGUCCUGGCGCCUCCCAUUCAUCCGGGAGCCUGGGGGUCCUCCUGCCAUCGAAACAGAGAGCACCGACGAUUCCUGAGGUUGUGAUUGGAUGGAGUAGGCCAUCUGUUUUAAGGGGUUCAUACCCAAGACUCCAGCCGUCUCUCAGGUGCUGCUCUCUCCUACAGAAGAAAGGCACCCCAACAUGGAACUGUUACAUUGUGGUUGUGUCUUUAUUUUUCCCAUUCUAGGAGUGGGCAUGUGAUACUUGGUCACUCCAUACUCUUGCACUUACCUGAGAGCUGUGAUAUCAUUAGGCAAUACACAGAGUAUUAGUGCAUGCAGGAGUAGGUAAGAUCAGUCAGGACACAAAAGGGCACGGGCUAGUAAAACAAACUACACUUCAUUUCUUGAGCCAUAGGCUUUUACCAAACUCUGAGUGGCAUAACUACCCUCUGUAGACUGUCCUAGUCCCAACAGCAUGUAGUAACCUGCACCUAUAAACAAUGGACUCCACCUCCUUUGCCUCUCUCCACGGGCUGAACUCCUGACAGCCUGGAAGAGGUACAAGUGGGCUCAUGGCAUGUUCGGCCAUUUCUAGUGACUUGCUUUUGGGGAAAGUGUAGUCCGAUAUGACUGUAAGAGUUAAAAGGCCAAGUCACUUGGCUCCGAACUAAAAGUGGUAAAUCUGCCCCAGUAAAAAUCCUUAUGCAGGGUUAUGUGUCCUUGUUAUAUAAGUCCCUAAACUUCUCCUUGUCCUGUUUAGCCCAGAGAAUAAAUUACUUCACAUGUGCCACCUGGCUUCAGGUAUUGUAAUAAGGGGGGGGGGGUGUCAUACUGCUUAAUAACAUACGGGGGCACCAGCAUGCUGUUCAGCCAUCACUACAACUGCAUGUCCAAAACCUUUUCUAGUACCAAUCAAUUUCUCAUUGUGAUGCAGACGUCACUUUAAUCCUAAAUAUAAGGGCUGAUUACUCAAGUGCAAGGGCUGUGCCCUGAUACACACCCCCCUUACGCUUGUCCCACCACUCACAUGAGAACCUGCAUCGCUGACCAACACCCUCCCACAGGAGUUUGUGUGGAUGGGGGAUUUUUUUUUUAAAGCACAUUAUCUAUUGGUAGUGGGGUAGAUACCAUUCCUGUAUCUGGGGGAUCCUCACUGUCUGGCACUGGAAGGGAUUGAUCCAAGAAGGUCCAACCUGCUGAUGUCCACUGUAGUUCAGCCACAACUGGAGGGCAGCAGGCUAACUCCUCUGGAUAAAUACCAACACUUAUCUCUCCCCUUUUUAUUUUUUUUUCUCUUAAUUCUGCCUCUGCGUUUCUUUUUAUAUAAAUCAAACACACUGAUGCAUAUCAGUCUUCUGCUAUUGACUUCAACUCGGGACCUCACUCUCCCUUGUAUAGCCAUUCAUUUAACCUACAUGUAUCCUUUUUAAAUGUAUUUUUUAAAAACAUUGACUGUAAUAAACAUUGACACUGUGUAAAUAGA
Xenopus laevis (African clawed frog) is the source of this 4049-nucleotide messenger RNA. RefSeq names its product SEC14-like lipid binding 1 L homeolog (gene sec14l1.L). Gene Ontology annotation, molecular function: RIG-I binding. The record is from RefSeq and is a predicted model, not a curated record. NCBI's taxonomy places the organism in Eukaryota, Metazoa, Chordata, Amphibia, Anura, Pipidae. Gene Ontology annotation, biological process: negative regulation of RIG-I signaling pathway. The coding region runs from base 279 to 2660 and encodes 793 amino acids. The transcript is spliced from 18 exons. Gene Ontology annotation, cellular component: cytoplasm; cytosol.